AUGGAAGGUGUUAGAAAUCACUUCACGGUGAAGGCAUGUGGGGAGGAGAACAGGCUGAUUCGUUACCAGAAUGCUGCCCUGCUCGCUGAGAACGCCAAACUUGAGCAGGAAAUGCUGGCGCGGUCAUGCUUCACGUGUGUAAGACUGGUGGCGCAUGCCGAGCAAUCGUCGGAGAAGCGGAGCUUGCUCAUUGAGAAUGCAAUGCUUAAGACUGUCCUCAGUGAGCUCUCCCGCGGGGCGGUGCUUCCUCUCUCGGUGCCAUCCAUCCGCGACGGCGGCGGAUGGCGUGGCGUGGCACUGGCUCUGAGAGGCAUGGUGUUGAGUGCCGCUACAACGGUGUGGCUGCCCAGCACACUGCCACAGCAUGUGUUCGACUACCUUCGCGAUUGGCGGCACCAUGGCGAGUGGGAUACACACAUGCAUGGUGCCACAGUGAAAGAGUUAGCCUAUAUCUCCACUGGUGGCUACCUCAAAGGCAAUGCCGUCUCUGUCCUCCGCCCCAAUGUUACUGAUGGAACAAACAGCAACAUAUUGAUCCUGCAAGAUGCAAGCACCGAUGUGUCAUGCUCGCUGGUGGUGUACAGUCCCAUCGAAGAGAAUGCAAUGCUUGCUGUCAUGAACGGUGGCGACCACACCUCUAGCUUCCUCCUUCCAUCCGGGUUCGCCGUACUCCCCGACGGACACGGCCUGGCUCACCACAGUCCGAGCACCUCCAGCGCUUUUGCCACUGCAGGGUCUCUUGUCACCGUGGCGUGCCAGACACUGUUGCCAGGCAUCACAACCGAUAACCUUGCCACUGAGGCCUUUGACGAUGCCGGAAAGCAGCUCUGCCAUGCGAUAGGGAAGAUCAGGGCCGCCGUGGAGGCUGACAUCAUCGUUCCAGCAUGA
This is a messenger RNA of Phragmites australis (common reed), 888 nucleotides long. RefSeq names its product homeobox-leucine zipper protein ROC6-like. The record is from RefSeq and is a predicted model, not a curated record. Lineage: Eukaryota; Viridiplantae; Streptophyta; Magnoliopsida; Poales; Poaceae. The transcript is spliced from 4 exons. Bases 1 to 888 code for a protein of 295 amino acids.